AUGCAGAGCUCAUUCCUAGCGACGGAGGCCCUCAUCAAGAGCGGAGCACCGCUUCGUGACCAGGGGGCUCUCGUGGACAAGGGCUGCCAGGAGGCCAUCGAGUGGGCCAUCAUUGCUGGGCUCAACUUUGAAGCAGAGGGGCGCGCGGCAGGCGAGCCUCGGGCCUGGCCUCAGAUCGCAUCUCAGGCGCAGCAGGUGGCGCUUGCCAACAUCAGCUGCGCGGCCGCCUACUUCGCGAAGGACGCGCUGGAGCCGCUGAGCGACCUGGACAUCGACAAGCUGAUCAAGUUUAAAGGGAUCGGCUACAGCGGACAGGAGGUUGAGCGCGGGGGGCCACUGGUGAUGGGCGAGCUUCUACCAGGGCUGCCCAAGCCGGGAUUGGCAGGUUCCGUGCAGGCCAUGGAUCUCGCAGCUCCGCAUGUGCAGGAGUGGUUGUUGGACCCCACGCUGCUCCUCAAGCCUCAGGAUGAAUGGCCAGAGGAGGUCCCGAAAGUCAGCGUGCAAGUGGCAAGCGACGACGAGCGGUACACCCUGUGCAAGCACUUGGUGGACGCUGGCAUCUUCGAGCCUGUCGAGGACCGGGAGAUCUUCCAGGUCGGGGGGAAGCAGGUCCUCGCGGGGGCCUUUGCAGUUGCGAAGUCGGGGACCCCAACGCCGCCCUUCACGAGGGUCACCAGGCUCAUCAUCAACAUGGUGCCGCAGAAUGCCUACCAGCGGAUUGCUGAGACCGACCUGGACACGCUGACCCCCAGCUCGACGUGGGCGUCCAUCGUCGUGCCUGAUGGCCAGGCCUUGUUGUGGUCGUCAGACGACCAGUCGGGGGCGUUUCAUCUGUACGCUCUACCGAAGGCCUGGCGGGGGUACAUGGCGUUGCGCAAACCGGUGCCUGGGUCGCUGGCGGGGCGGCCGCAGCUCAAGUGGGUCAAGAUGGCGGUCGCGGUGAUCCCGAUGGGCUGGCUGUCUGCAGUGAGCUUGUUCCAGCACCUGCAUCGGCGGCUAGGCAUCGGUGAUGGGCCUCACAGCGCGGGGUUUGAGGAGAAGGUAGAGUGGCGGCGUGACCGCCCGCUGCCGCUUGUGCCUCAAACCAAGGCCCAGGCGUGGGUGCAGUACUACCUCGACGAUUUCGAUUCCCCCGAGAUCGUGCCCGAGAGCGUCGCCACCCUCAUCGAGGGGACCAUCAGCGACUCUCAGGAGCGCCAGCGGAGGGCGUGCUCCUCUGCCCGCGUCCCCUGGUCGGACAAGAAGGCGGUGUGUCGGCAGCGUCGCCUCGUCAGGAUGGGCGCCCUCGUGGACGGGGGCGCCGGCCGCGUGGGGGUCACGAUUGACAACCUGAUGAGCGUCGGGCAGAUGAUCAUGUGGCUGCUUGCUGGCAGGGAGAAGGUGACCGCCAAGGCCUGCCUCAUGGUGCUUGGGCGGCUUGCCCGAGCGUUCGAGUUUCGCAGGCCGCUCUUCGCGACGCUCAACGAGGUAUGGAUCAUCCCCGAGCUGAGGGCCGCCUCAGAGCGGGGGGGGAGCGCCCUGCAGCAGGUUGUUCGCCUGCCCGAGGGGGCGCGCACCGAGCUGCUGGCCGCCCUGUGCUUGCUGCCGAUGGCGUUCACCAGCAUCCGCGCGACCUUCGACCCCGUCGUCCUCGCCACCGACGCCGGCGAGGAGGGCGGCGGGCUGUGCUACUCGACGGGCUUCACCAAGCAUGGGGCGGAGGUGGCGGGCGCUGACCCUGGUGAGGAGGGGCUCGCCUUCCUGCCACGGGGCGCUAUGUCAUCGGUAGUGCCGCCGGAGCUGCUGCCUCGAGGGGUGCCCUUGCCGACAGUGGCGCUCUUCGACUUCUUUGGUGGGAUCGGCGCGGCGAUGGUGGCCUUGUCGCGGUGCCCCUGCAGGGUCGUCAUGUACGCUUCUUCGGAGAUAGACAAGGGGGCCAAGAGGUGCGUCAGCUAUGCGAUUGCAGGAGGCGGCUCGCCGUGUAUUGACGUGAGCGGGCUCAAUGCAGCUGGCAAGGGGAUCACUGGUGCGAAGAGCAAGCUGUUCUUCGAGCUGCCCAAGGCCUUCAGAACCAUCGAGCGGGUCUUCGGCAAGCAGCGCACCAAGUGGUUCGUCGAGAACGUGGCGGGCACGCCGCAGGACGACAUAGCGAUGGUCUCCGAGGUGCUUGGCGUCAAGCCGUACCGCAUCGAGGCCAUGGAUGUGGGGGCGGUGCGUAGGCCGCGCCUGUAUUGGCUCUCCUGGCAGCUGCAAGCCCGCGACGAUGUGAUUGAGAUCCAGGAGGCUGAGUUCUACCACAGGGUGAAGCUCCAUGUCGCUGCUGAGGCCGUCCCAGUCUGGGCUGAAGACGGCUGGAGCCUGCUUGAUCCUAGUCACGCGCUGGCAACCUUCGCUAAGCUGCACAAGAGGAGCUCUGCCCCAGCCCCGGUCGCAGGGAUCCAGACGGCCAGCGACAUCGCGAUCGAACGAUGGACAGCCUCCAGCUACGUGACGCAGGUGUACAAUUUUGAGGAUCAGAACUUCUUUUUGGAACGCGGCCAGGGACAAGACUCUUUGCCUGUUGUUGAGGCGGAAAUCAUCAGGUCGUCGCUCAUCGGGAACUCGUUCUCCGUGCAGGUCGUGUCGUACUUGUUUGCGCGGCUCUUGGCUCGAGAGGCUGGCCGUGCGGCCCCCGACAUCGCGCCGCUGCUCCGCACGGGGGCGGCGCCGCCAUCGUGGGGCCAGGAGCCCGAGUUUGGGGGCGCCGAGGUUAGUGAUCCUGACCUCGAGAGGCGGCUGGUGUUCAAGUACCUGCGGAUCGCCAGCAGAGGAGGUGCAGACGUCAGACUAGACCUGCAGGCCCCCUUUCGUGCCAAGGCCUGGCCGCGCUCCGGGCUGCAGUCCAACCUGUGGACGCGGUCCAUUGGGCGCGGCUUCCCGUGGAGGCAGGAGGCGCACAUCAACGAGCUGGAGGUGGGCGCAGCUGUGAAUGCGGUCAAGUGGCGUGCCCGAACGACAGCUCGAUUUGGGACCCGCUACCUCCACCUCCUCGACUCGCAGGUGGCGGCCAGCGUGCUCGCCAGGGGGCGGUCCAGCGCCAGGAGACUCUGGGGCUGGAUGCGGGCGCACGCGUCGUGCCUCCUCGCCUGCGGCAGCUACCCGCUGUACGCGUACGUCGACACGGCCGCGGCAGCGCGGCUCAAGCGGGCCGUGGACGCCAAGCGGCUCAGGCGUAGCAGGCCGCUUCAGGAUGGAAGAGUUGCUGCAGUCACCAGGCAGCGCCAUGAUCAGGCGCGACAGCACUUACGAGAUUUUUUCAACGAGCAGCAGCUGCGCCCAAAGAGUGUGCGAGAUGUUGACCAAGGCGUUGCCCUGCACAUCGAGCACGCAUGGCGCGCGGGCGGCUCACUACUUGCAGUGAACAGUGUGCUCGCUGCGGUGCCAUUAUUCAGCCCGUCGCUGUCGGGCAAGUUGAAGCAGAGUUGGAAACUCCAAAAGACUUGGCUUAAGUUGGAGCCCAACGCCCGUGCCAUGCCGAUGCCGCCGCUGCUCGCCCUCGCCUUUGCAGGGGCCUUCUGCUGGUGGGGCUUGCCGCGGGUGGGCGCCUUGCUCGCCGUCGGCUACGCAGGGAUGCUGCGCAGUGGUGAGAUGCUUCAACUGAGGCGGAAGGACAUUCGCAUUUUUCAGCGGCGGAUGUCAGCUAUCGUGGCGCUCCGCAACACUAAGACGGGGCAGCGAGACGGCAGGCUUGAGCUCGUCAUGAUCCGCUCCAGGGUCGCGGUGAAGCUGCUGGUGCAGCAUGUGCAACAGCUACCGCCAGACGAGCUCAUCCUGAACACCGAGAGGGGUGAGUUCACGCGGCUCUUCAGGCGCGCGGUGGUCGCGCUGGGCCUCACCGACGAGAGGGUGACCUUGUAUUCGUUUCGGCGCGGAGGCGCCACGCAUGACUUCUUGGAGCAUGGCAGCCUCGAGCUGACCCUUCUGAGAGGGAGGUGGGCGAGCGCGCGGUCUGCACGGGUCUACGUGCAGGACGCUGUGGCCGCGCUGGCCGAGCUGCAGCUGUCGGAUCUGCAGCUUGCGGAUGCCCGCGCGCUCGCCUCCCAUGUCUGA
Messenger RNA from Prorocentrum cordatum, 4068 nucleotides. Lineage: Eukaryota; Dinophyceae; Prorocentrales; Prorocentraceae. The record is from the annotation of a GenBank genome assembly.